Molecule: messenger RNA, 1261 nt
Organism: Argentina anserina (silverweed cinquefoil)
Lineage: Eukaryota; Viridiplantae; Streptophyta; Magnoliopsida; Rosales; Rosaceae
Product: early light-induced protein 1, chloroplastic-like
Exons: 2
Coding region: 598-1191 (197 amino acids)
Source: RefSeq, a predicted model, not a curated record
UGUCUCGAGGGAGCCCCGUAGGUAACUGCAAGUCUGCAACUGUUUUAGGGACUGCUGGGUGCUUAGUGACUCGGCCGGCCAGUGUCUUCGUCUUUCCAACAAAUCGAAAAUGGAGGUAGCCAGCCCUAGCAAGUAGCACCCGUGCCAACCAAGUGUCGAGUAGCUCAAUUCAAACCCUAAAACCAGUAUCGUGGACUCGUCAUACAUCAGUCCUCGUUUCUGGAAAGAUCAGGAAAACUGAAACGAAUGGGGCCUCAGAAAAUCACAGAGUUCUGCAUUUUCGCGGUGUGUUCUUCAGCCACGUCUCCCAUGCCCAUCAUGUGUGAAGAAAUCAACCCAAGUGUCCUGAAAUUACUUGGCAUACCCUAACGACUGACGUGGUGCUUAAACAUCCACCGUUCACUUCACGAGCCAAUUGUAGCCAACCCCACUAGUACGUAUGUACUCUAACGUACUAUAAAAACCAGCUGAGGGCGUUCAACUUUGAUAACCCAGCUAGCUCUACUCGAUCACUUGUCUUCUAAGCUCGAUCUUGUGCUUCCUCAACCUCCUUUUUCAUCAUCGUACGUGGGUGUUUAUUAAAGAAGCACAUAUAAAAUGGCUGCUUCAGCUUCCAUGCAAUCGCUAUUCCUAGCCAACUCCGUCGCUUAUGGAUCUGCAAAAAGGAGCUCAGUCAGAGUAAACCAACUUGUACCAACUCUUCACAGGUACCCUAACAUGAGGGUGCGCUCCAUGGCUGAGGGUGAUCUACCUGAGGAGAAGCCAUCUACAAUUUCAGAACCAUCAAAGAUCCCACCAGCAGCACCAUCACCUACACCUUUCCCACCACCACCCAGGACUCCCAAGGUUAGCACCAAAUUCGGGGACGUUUUCGCCUUCAGCGGUCCAGCACCGGAAAGAAUCAACGGCAGACUCGCAAUGGUUGGUUUUGUUUCCACUCUUGCAGUUGAACUGUUAAAGGGCCAGGAUGUGUUUUCUCAGAUCUCCGACGGUGGAGUCUCAGUGUUCCUUGGCACUAGCAUUUUGCUAUCCGUUGCAUCGGUGAUUCCUCUAUUUCAAGGAGUCAGUGUGGAGUCGAAAUCAAAGGGGCUCAUGACCUCAGAUGCUGAGUUGUGGAAUGGAAGAUUGGCCAUGCUGGGUUUGGUAGCUUUGGCCGUCACCGAGUAUGUCAAGGGUGGAACCCUUAUUUAAGAAUAGGGUUGUAAAAGUCGUUCACAUGUAGCAAUUACAAAUAUUAAUGAGAAUGUUAUACUUUCAUGCU